Messenger RNA from Sorghum bicolor (sorghum), 899 nucleotides. RefSeq lists its product as uncharacterized. NCBI's taxonomy places the organism in Eukaryota, Viridiplantae, Streptophyta, Magnoliopsida, Poales, Poaceae. The transcript has a single exon. Bases 70 to 318 code for a protein of 82 amino acids. The record is from RefSeq and is a predicted model, not a curated record.
CUGUGCAAUCGAAUCAAACACUCUCCCCUCUCGGCUCGCUCACCAACCAGUCCCCAGUUGCCUUCGCUGAUGGCCACCGAGACCAUCCAGGUUCCGGCGCCGGCCAUGCCGGCAGUGGCUGGGCGCGCCGCCACCACUGGCGGUGCCAGCAGGGCGGGCCUGCCGCCGCCGCCGCGGAGGGGCCAGAUCAAGGGGAAGAUCAUCAAGGACGUCGUCGCUGCUGUCUCCGCCAUGGCCGCGGGCCUCGUCAAGAACAACCGCGCCGACGACGACCGCGAGGAGGGUCUCCCGGCCUCUGACGACGCCGGCGACAAGUGAAACAACCGAUGACGACGCCGGCCGCCAUGGAUGGCUCUCCGCGUUCUCCCUUCCCGUCCGCUCGAUGCUGUCGCUCCUCUGCUGCUAUCAUGUGCUCAUUUUAGUGCACGCAGCAGAGGGACCAGGGAUGGCAGAGGGCCAAAAAUUACUACGAAGCUCUUGUGAAUCUGUCAGUAUUUGUGGGUGUCUGUUCGUCACGGAUGGAUCGGUUGCCAUAUUAGAGCACGCACUGAUCCAUCCAUGGUCUUUCUGGUUUGUGCUUCUUGUCCUGCCCCUGCUCUUUGGUUUGGUUUCGUUUGGUUUGGAUUGGGUUGGCUUUCAGUGGCUGCUGUCAGGAGGUUACUACGGUUUUUAGGAAAGAACCUCCUGCGGUUGCUGCUGCUGCUGAUUAGUCUUAAGUUUCUGUUGUUUGAUUAGUGUAUACUAUUAUGUAAGUUUGUGUUGUUUGCUAAGUGUUUGAUCGUGUAAGGUUCAGGAGGGAUCAACAAGUAUUAUGGUCUGGUCCUUCCUCCCUUAUCAUGUUUGUAACUGUAACUCUGUUUUGCUAUCAUGUCAAAAUAAGCUGAGCUUCUUGUGUGAAA